UCUUGGGGAGGGGGCGGGGGGGUUCUCCCUGAGGAGAAGCGGUCGAGGCCAUGGCGGCGGCUGAUGGUGGUCGGGAGCUGAACGGCCUGCGGGGCAGGGCGGAGGACGGGCUCCUCAACCGCUUCGGUGCAAGCUGUCCGGGGGAGGCCGUCACACGGGCGGCCCCCUUUGAAGACCUUCAGAGAACACCCAGAAGGAGGCACGGAUUGGGCCAGAGAUCUCCACCAGCAAGAAGUGGCCAUCGCUGCGUGGCAGAUAAUGCCAACUUGUAUGUGUUUGGAGGCUACAAUCCUGACUACGAUGAGUCUGGUGGGCCAGAGAAUGAAGAUUACCCACUCUUCAGGGAACUCUGGCGGUACAACUUUGCUACAGACACGUGGCACCAAAUGGGCACUGAGGGCUACAUGCCCAGGGAGCUGGCCUCCAUGUCACUUGUACUGCAUGGCAACAACCUGCUUGUGUUUGGGGGCACUGGAAUCCCAUUUGGGGAAAGUAAUGGCAACGAUGUCCACGUCUGCAAUGUCAAGUACAAAAGAUGGGCCCUGCUCAGCUGCAGAGGAAAGAAACCCAAUCGGAUCUAUGGCCAGGCCAUGGCCAUCAUCAAUGGGUCUCUGUAUGUGUUUGGUGGAACAACUGGUUACAUUUACAGCACCGACCUGCAUAAACUAGACCUCAACACCAGAGAGUGGAUCCAACUGAAACCAAACAACAUGUCUUGUGACAUGCCAGAGGAGAGGUACAGGCAUGAAAUUGCACACGAUGGUCAAAGGAUUUAUAUCCUGGGAGGUGGAACUUCCUGGACAGCUUAUUCCCUAGAUAAGAUCCAUGCAUACAACCUUGAAACCAACACCUGGGAGGAAAUUGCCACAAAACCUCAUGAAAAAGUCGGCUUCCCAGCAGCUAGAAGAUGCCAUAGCUGUGUUCAGAUCAAAAAUGAUGUGUUUGUUUGUGGAGGCUAUAAUGGAGAAGUGAUUCUGGGAGAUGUUUGGAAGCUGAAUCUGCAGACUUUCCAGUGGGUCAAGCUCCCAGCUGCCAUGCCUGAACCAGUGUACUUUCACUGUGCUGCUGUCACACCAGCUGGCUGUAUGUAUGUUCACGGAGGAGUGGUCAACAUCCACGAAAACAAACGGACUGGCUCGCUGUUUAAAAUGUGGUUGGUGGUACCCAGCCUGCUGGAACUGUCGUGGGAGAAGCUCCUGGAGUAUUUCCCUCAUCUAGCAACCCUCUCCAGAUCUCAGCUUUUGCACCUCGGACUGACGCAGGGACUCGUUGAGCGGCUAAAAUGAGAACACCUGCUUCUGCCCCAGUCACACUACGUCCAGCAGCCCCUCCUCCCUCCCCUAUUUAUGGAUACUGUGGUUGGUCUUGCUAAGAACACAGAGGAACCUGCUCAACGCCUUACUCAGCAAAUGCAUCGAUGCCUUUCUAGAAGUUUUUAAUUUGUUGGAAAUCCGCUUUUUAUUUAUGGACCUCUGAGUUACAUUAUGAAUGGGACUAACCCAUCCCAUCUAUCCAUUAUCAGCACAUGCUUGCAACUUAACUGGGGGGAGGGAGGAUAGUGCUUAAUGAAUGUCUGAGAUCAUG
Messenger RNA from Meleagris gallopavo (turkey), 1584 nucleotides. NCBI's taxonomy places the organism in Eukaryota, Metazoa, Chordata, Aves, Galliformes, Phasianidae. The record is from RefSeq and is a predicted model, not a curated record.